Messenger RNA from Protomyces lactucae-debilis, 861 nucleotides. RefSeq lists its product as uncharacterized. Gene Ontology annotation, molecular function: inositol phosphoceramide synthase activity. The transcript has 2 exons. Lineage: Eukaryota; Fungi; Ascomycota; Taphrinomycetes; Taphrinales; Protomycetaceae. The record is from RefSeq and is a predicted model, not a curated record. Gene Ontology annotation, biological process: sphingolipid biosynthetic process; inositol phosphoceramide metabolic process. Bases 1 to 861 code for a protein of 286 amino acids. Gene Ontology annotation, cellular component: inositol phosphoceramide synthase complex.
AUGAUCUUCAUCCUGGCGUGGAUCCUGACCUUCAAAAAUGCGAGACGCAUUAGUCCCAAUAUCCGGCCGCACAUACAUGUCAAAGUCCUCGAGCGUAGAGACGCGCAGAUUUUCGGGUAUACACCGCUAGGUCUCUUUCUGCAGUGCACCCCAUACCUGUCAGCACCUCUGGACGUAUUUGCCUGGCUCAGCUACGGCGUCAUUCACUUUGUCUCUCCCUUUCUCUGUGCGGCCUGGCUCUGGUUCUUCGCUCCACCAGGCAUCGUCGGUGCAUUCGCUUGGUCAUUCGGUCUGCAAAACUGCCUAGGCAUCAUCACGCAUCUCUUCUUCCCAACAGCCGCUCCUUGGUAUGGCGACCAGUAUGGCUACCCGCUGCCGCCAGGCAACUACUCUAUGCCCGGGAGUAGCGCUGGACUUGUUCGAGUGGAUAAAGUACUCGGCACGCAUCUCUACGAAAAUGCAUUCAAGGCGUCUCCACUCGUCUUUGGUGCUUUUCCCUCUCUCCACGGGGCCUUUGCCGCGUGUUGCUUUUUAUUUAUCGGCAGAUACUCGCUCAAGGGCCGCUAUGUGCUUGGCUUCUACUUGCUUUGGCAGUGGUGGUCAACCAUGUACCUGCGGCAUCACUGGAGAAUAGAUCUCCUCAGCGGUCUCGCGUACGCUGGAUUCGCUUUCACACUGCUUCAAGGAUUCAUUGUACGGAAAGAGCAUGAGUUCGAGAUGGGCUUAUCUGGCCAGCCUGCAUGGCAACGUCUUUGGCGCGGAACGCCGCUUGAACACUGGUUCGAAGCGAAAGACACACAUGCCUUCGACAAGCUUGUCACAGACGACGAUGAAGAAGAUACACUGGUGUGCCCUGUAUAA